This is a messenger RNA of Plasmodium fragile, 744 nucleotides long. RefSeq lists its product as uncharacterized. NCBI's taxonomy places the organism in Eukaryota, Apicomplexa, Aconoidasida, Haemosporida, Plasmodiidae. The transcript is spliced from 2 exons. The record is from RefSeq and is a predicted model, not a curated record. Bases 1 to 744 code for a protein of 247 amino acids.
AUGAUUAAAAUUAGCGAGAAAUUAAAGAAACAGUUCUUAACCUUUGAGGAGGGGAAAGACCUCGUCACGAGCAGCCUCAAAACAGGGAGGGGACUUGAAAUAUUGAACAAGACGAUAUGUGAAAAAAAACUGCUACGAAAUGCUUUUAGUAAAAUAAAAAUUAUUAACAAAAUAGAAGAUGAACAAAAACGAAGCGUCUGCCAUGGGACAUGCAUCCUAAAAAAGGAACUUAAAUCCCCAAUUGCAAAAGCGCUUAACACAUUUUAUGGUGAGGUUAAAACGCAUGCACAUUUUAAGCGUAACAAAGUGCGAGAUAAAUUUUUUACAGCCUUUAACAAGAUAUAUGGGCUAUUUAAAAUUGAGACAGCCUGCAAAAUGUACGUUCGAAAGUUAUUAAAGCGAUUUUUGGUCAAACCAUGUGCUGAUUGUGCUGGAAGUAACACAAAAGGAGGAAACAAACUUUUGUCAUGCGCAGGGGGAGAGCAUAGUAGGAAGUAUAUUACCAGUUGUGACACCUCCAAAGCGUACACAUACAUUAAACACACGCAUGACAUUUUAAAAAAAAAAAUUCCCCCCAUAUGCACACAUGAUAAGAACAACGUAGGUGUAAUUUCGCCAAGCAAUAUUCACCUUGUGGAGGAUGAGGCCGUCACAAAGGACUCUCCUUCAAAUGUCUACACUCUUCUCCCCCUGACGCCGUACUAUUUUCAAAAUUUACCCUCCAUAAAGCUGUCUCGUGCUUGA